Messenger RNA from Morone saxatilis (striped sea-bass), 4222 nucleotides. RefSeq names its product lysosome membrane protein 2-like. Gene Ontology annotation, biological process: protein targeting to lysosome; receptor-mediated endocytosis. Gene Ontology annotation, cellular component: lysosome; membrane; cytoplasm. The transcript is spliced from 13 exons. The record is from RefSeq and is a predicted model, not a curated record. NCBI's taxonomy places the organism in Eukaryota, Metazoa, Chordata, Actinopteri, Moronidae. Gene Ontology annotation, molecular function: scavenger receptor activity. Bases 417 to 1979 code for a protein of 520 amino acids.
GGCAUAUGUUUUUUUUUGUUGUCUUGUAUACGCUUUUAGGCUGCUGCCACCUCAGACCGAUUUAACCCCGGCUACACUUUUAUGGUUAACCACUUCAGACACACACAAAAAAACUUUACGCUUCGGUAACUUCUGGAAACCGGCGAGCUGACAGACACAACCGUUACUCCAGCCCAGAAGAAACUUCUCAACAACAACAACAACAACAACAAAAAGGGAGAGAAGCAGCGUGGCAAGAAGAAGUGUGGAGCUCCUUGAUAUCACAGCCUGAGCAGACACAUCUCUCUCUCUCUCUGCUGCUCUCAACGGACGGACGCUACAGUUUUCAUUCAUCCAGAAAAGGAGCCCACCGCGCAGCCCCAUCUCUCUCUCUCUCUCUGUGUGUGUGUGUGUGUGUUUGGCUACCACCUGCAGACAUGACAAGAAGAUCCUGCACGAUAUAUGCGGUCGGGAUCAUCUGUGCCACCCUGCUGGUCGUUGGGUUUGGCUUGGUUGUGGGUCAAGUUUUCCGCACGUUAAUGCACAACCGCCUCAAGAAGGAGCUCGUUUUGGUAGAGGGCAGCCGUGUGUUUGAGUCAUGGAAAACCCCUCCCCCUCCUGUCUACAUGGAGUAUUUCUUCUUCAACGUGACCAAUGUGGAUGAGUUCCUUGGAGGGGCCAAGCCAGAGGUCAAGCAGGUUGGACCCUACACAUACAGGGAGUACAGGUAUAAGGACAAUGUGAGCAUGGUUGAAAAUGGCACCAAGGUGUCUGCAUACACUAUCAAAAGCUUUGUGUUCCUGAGAGAGAAGUCUGUGGGUGACCCAACUGAGGAUAUGAUCACCACUGUAAACAUCCCUGCUUGGGCUGUAAUGACAAAGUUGAAAGGGAGUUUCUUCAAGUCCAGCUUGGUGUCGAUGUGGAUGAACGCUAUCGGGUCCGGUAUCUUCACUACUCGUACUGUUCAGGAAUUGCUGUGGGGCUACGAAGACCCCUUGCUGGUCCGUGUCUCCGCCUCCAAUCCUGAAGUGGAGAAGGUCUUUGGCCUCAUGUACAAGAAAAAUGGAAGUCAUAGCGGGGAAUUCGUCUACCACACUGGGGAGCAGAACUACAUGGAUUAUGGCCGCGUCGCAACAUGGAAAGGAGAAAGCAAGCUGAACUUCUGGACGUCCGACCAAAGCAACAACAUCAAUGGAUCCGAUGGAAGUGCUUUUCAUUCUCUGCUGAGCAAGGAUGAACGCAUUUAUAUCUUCACUCCAGACCUCUGCAGGUCGAUCUACAUGGAGUUUGAGAAAGAUGUAGAGGUGAAAGGAAUCCCAGCCUACCGCUUCACACCACCACGUUCUGUUUUGGCCAGCAAAGAGGAGAACCCGGCCAAUGAGGGUUUCUGCGUCAGCCGACAAGAGUGUCUGGGAACUGGCCUUCUUAAAGUCAGUCCCUGUCGGAAAGGUGCCCCAGUGGUCGCCUCCUUUCCUCAUUUUCAUUUAGCAGACAGUAAAUACGUGGAUGCCAUUGAGGGAAUGACCCCUCAAAGGGAGCAUCACCAAACGUACCUCGACCUUAACCCGACCACUGGAGUGAUUGUGCGUGCAAAUAAGAGAGCACAGGUAAACAUCUUGAUCAGCAGGAUCUCAGGAUUCCCGAAAACUAGAGGACUGAACGAAACCAUCUUUCCCGUCAUGUUCCUCAAUGAGAGUGUGGUGAUUGAUGAUGUGUCUGCUGCGAGAGUACAAAAGCUGCUGCUGAUUGUCACUCUAGUGUCAAACUUCCCGCUCAUUAUUGUGGGACUGGGUACCAUUAUGCUCAUAGUCUUCAUCAUCCUUCUGGCCCGGGCUCGCAAGCAGGAGAAUGAAGUUAAACGCAUUGUGUUUACCAAGCCUCUUUAUGCUGCGUCCACUGAAGACGACACUUCUUACUCUCCAGUCAGCGACAAGGAAAAGGAAGAUCCUCAAAAUGGAACCUUUAUUGGUUUGACACCUAAAGCUGACCCACAAGCUUGAGGGGGGAGGGAGUGUUUAGAUGGGGGCUUUGUACAUCGACAGCCCUCAGAAUUACUAAUAGGGAUAUGGGUUUUCAGGAGAGACAAAAAUCCACCGUAGAAAAUUGUCAAUAUUGCCAUUAUAAUUGGAAAUCUCAGGGGGAGAAUAGGUGUAGAGGAGGAAGAACAUGUUUUUAGUCUCAAAUAUAAUGUACUGCAUGUACUUAAUUUUCGCCACGGACAGCUACCUGAAGUCAACGUCUAGCACACUGUAUUGUCAGAAAAGAAAAAGAUAUUGAUUAGAAAGCACUGUGUGUCAAAGGCAACGUUUUUGCUGUUUGGUUAAAUCAGUUGCUGAUAAUGUAAAAUUAAUGAAAACAAACUGCAGUUCUCUAAUGAGUAGAGAUGUAGAGCGCACUUCGUAGUGGUCCAAAACAAACUAAACACACCCUUUAAACCUCUGGUGAGGGAUAUAUUUUAGUGCUGUGGCCUCGCCUCAUUCUCUGUUUGCCUAGAAUAGAUCUUGUCUUUAGAUUUCAGCGAUUGAGUAUUAUGUAACAGGGCAUAGAGGAGGAUGAUGGGACCAGGGUAAUGAAGUCCACAAAAUGUGAGUUUUUUAGGUAUCAUACGUCACUCUCAGGGGGGCUUUCUGCUUAGAUACUAUCAAACAUUGUUAAAGCAGGAGAGAGGAGCAAAAUAUACAGAAAGUCUUCAUUUUAUCAGACUUUUCAAACAUUUCAGUAUUAUUUGAUCAUUAACUAAAUGUUACAGAACAUUUGUAUUCUUUUCUUACUGUGCACUGUAUUUAGAGGGUUCCCGUCACACAUCGUUAUUGCCGUACCAGAAAAACCUUCCGAGUAUGGAAUAUUUUUGUAUAUAUACAGUGUAAGAUGUGUUGGACUGCGUACAUUCCUCUCAGUGUAUGAUGGGAAUGAAUAUCAAGACAAAACACUGUAUGUUUUGGAUACUUUCAUUUUGUAACAUCAGAAGUCCUCCUCAUUUUUUGUAAAUGUUAAUGUAGACGUGUUUAAAUGAGUAAGAUUUUAAGCUAGAGCUUUAUAAGGAUUGACACUUUUAUUGGCUGUCUGAAGCCCCGAACAUGACAGGGUUUUAUGGCUGAAACGAUGAUUCAUGCUGACAGUAUUUUUGCCCUUUAUAGCUGCUUGUACCACCUAUUAUUGCCAUAUCAAAAUGUAAUUAAUCUUAUUAUCAUUUGAAAAUCUGCUUUUGUGAAGCUGUUGUUGAAGGCCUUAGCAUUGUUAGUGUUGAGUAUGACAACCAACAAACCUUAUGUCAGAUAUUAUGUCAGGUGUCCAGCCAUUGCAAGUCAAAACUCAUGGGUUCAGUAUGAAGAAACAAUGUAGCUGUGCCUUUUUAAAGAAUCAAUGUUACUGGAUUUCUAUAGCCUUUUAUAGUUUUCACAUAUUUUGUGAAAAGAAAAUAUGUCGUACCAACAAACCUACUCUCAAGUUCAUAUCGUUUUCUUCCAGAUACCAAACAAAGCCGAGCGUGAAACUGUUAUUAUAGUUUCUUUGUAGCCGGCAGGAUCAAACUGCACUUUGAAAAUGCUCUGCUUGGAUGAUAGAUUGUUGUACAGGGCUACAGCUUUCUCACUCAAGUCUGGUGAAAGUAUUUAGACUGAUUUCAGGUGCCAUUUAUUUGUAUUGUAAAGAAUGCUGCACAAUUACUUCAUUUGAACUGUGAUGAGCUCAGCUUUUUAUCACUGCUCUUACUUUUAGUUGUAACAUUGAAACGAUGAAUGAGUUCCUUCGUACCACCUUGUCAUUACAUGCACUAAUAAUCAGCAAUGACUAUAUCACACAAUAGUGGAGAAGCUAUAACAUGUUUCAUUUAGAGAUUUUUGAUUUUACUAUUAGUGUUUGAUGUAUAUUGUACAAUAAGAAAUCUGAAUGAAAGUAGAAGACGUUAUGAAGAGUUCCUAAUGUAGUUUCAUCAGAAAUUGAGAUGGGAUGGUGAAUGAAUGAAUAGUUUUUAAUUAAAAAAACACAGUAUUAAACAAUAUUAGUGUAGUGGUUAAAGGUUAUAAAUUAUUUUGUUACGAUGGUAAAACCAAAACACAGAAAGCACCAUAUAUGAAGUGUACACUGAGCUUCUUUGUGCCAUACUUUGAUUACAGAUUGUACUUUCUGAAGUUAUCGUUACUGCUAUAGCCACAUAUUCUUCAUAAUUGUCAGCUUGUUUUGAAAUGUUGACCAUUAAUACUGUUUUUACUGUGUACGCAAAAAUAAAAGUAGUUUCAGUAAA